Molecule: messenger RNA, 258 nt
Organism: Adineta steineri
Lineage: Eukaryota; Metazoa; Rotifera; Eurotatoria; Adinetida; Adinetidae
Source: the annotation of a GenBank genome assembly
AUGUCAAGUGUUUCCUACAGCACUCGUCUAGCCGAUUUUUUUCGUAGUUACAUUCCAUUACAAAGAAAAUCAAAUUCAAUUCGUACAGGUUAUGCUGCUGCUUAUCCACAAGUAAAACGAUAUCAUCGUCAACAAUCAAAUCUAUUUUCAUGUAUUCCAUUAUUUUACAAAUCAAAGAAAAAUUCUUCAAUUAAAGGAUGUCCAAGUUUUGCUCGAUUCGGUACAUAUCAAGAAGGUGAUAUUGAAGAUGAUUGUUGA